This is a messenger RNA of Rotaria sp. Silwood2, 564 nucleotides long. The record is from the annotation of a GenBank genome assembly. NCBI's taxonomy places the organism in Eukaryota, Metazoa, Rotifera, Eurotatoria, Philodinida, Philodinidae.
AUGUUUUCUUGUUGUUAUUGCCAACAACAAGAUAAUCAUUUUAUUAUACGUACUAUUGAAAAAUUACCUGUUCAUACAGAAGUUAUUAAUCUUCGACGUUUAUUAUUAUCAUCAAAUAACAUAUCUGAUAGUAUUAAUGCAGAUUUUAGUUUGGCUAAACGUGAUGAAUUUCCUUAUAUGUUUUUUAUUAUAAAUCAUUCAUCACGUGGUAUAUUAACAAUACGUAAAGAAAUAAAUCGUGAUGAAUUAUGUCGUUUACGUCGUUGUCGUUGUGAUACAUGGUGUGAUUUAGAACUUGAAAUAUUUGUUAAUAAUGCACAAUUUAAUAUUGAAUUACUAACUAUACGUAUACUUGAUAAAAAUGAUCAUAGUCCACAAUUUUCAAGUUUAAAUAAUCAACUUAAUUUAACUAUUGUUGAAAGUGCACAAAUUGGAGCAAUGAUUAAACUUGAACCAGCUAUUGAUUAUGAUCAAGGACAAAGUGGAAUAAUUGGUAUGAAAAAUUUUAUAUUUGAUUUUACUAGAAAACUUUCAUUUAUCAUAUUAGAUUAUUCGUUUGACUAA